This is a messenger RNA of Oppiella nova, 252 nucleotides long. Lineage: Eukaryota; Metazoa; Arthropoda; Arachnida; Sarcoptiformes; Oppiidae. The record is from the annotation of a GenBank genome assembly.
AUGGCCAAACGCAAGAGUAAGCGAAAGCCGGUGACGUCGCGUAAGGCGAUCCAGCCGUUGGACACGCUCUUCAACUGUCCCUUUUGUAAUCACGAGAAGUCCUGUGAGGUGAAGAUGGACCGGACCCACAACUCCGGACACAUCUCUUGUCGCAUCUGUUUGGAGGACUUCCGGUCCACUAUCAACUACUUGUCCGAACCCAUCGACGUCUACAGCGAGUGGAUCGACGCCUGCGAGUCCGCCAACCAGUGA